AUGGCGGACCCGGCGGAGUGCACCAUAAAAGUGAUGUGCCGAUUCAGGCCGCUGAACAAUUCCGAAGUGAUGAGAGGGGACAAAUACAUCCCCAAAUUUCAAGGGGAGGACAACGUUGUUAUUGGGGUCAGUAAAACUGGAGCCGAGGGAGCUGUGCUGGAUGAAGCAAAAAACAUCAACAAGUCUUUGUCAUCACUUGGAAAUGUCAUCUCAGCUUUAGCAGAAGGCUCUACUUAUAUCCCAUACAGAGACAGUAAAAUGACAAGAAUUCUUCAGGACUCUCUUGGGGGUAACUGCAGAACCACCAUUGUUAUCUGCUGCUCUCCCUCUUCUUACAAUGAAGCUGAGACUAAGUCCACACUGAUGUUUGGUCAAAGAGCCAAGACGAUUAAGAACACAGUCUGUGUUAAUGUCGAGCUCACAGCUGAACAGUGGAAGAAGAAGUAUGAAAAAGAAAAGGACAAGAAUAAGACUUUACGGAACACCAUACAGUGGCUUGAAAAUGAACUAAAUAGAUGGCGGAAUGGUGAAAGCGUGCCUGUUGAUGAGCAGUUUGACAAGGAGAAGGCCAAUGCUGAGGUUCUUGCUCUUGACAACGUUGUGAACAAUGACAAGCCAGCUCCUUCCCCUGGAUUCCCAGCGGUUAAAUUCACUGAUGCCGAAAGAGUCAAGUAUGAGACAGAGAUUGCUAAACUCUACAAGCAACUAGAUGACAAGGAUGAUGAGAUCAACCAACAGAGCCAGCUGGCGGAGAAGCUGAAGCAACAGAUGUUGGACCAGGAGGAGCUGCUUGCCUCCUCCCGGCGCGAUCACGAUAACCUGCAGGUGGAGCUGAACCGGCUGCAAGCCGAGAACGAGGCCUCCAAGGAAGAGGUGAAGGAGGUGCUCCAGGCCCUGGAGGAGCUGGCGGUCAACUACGACCAGAAGUCCCAGGAGGUGGAGGACAAGACCAAGGAGUUUGAGAUGCUUAGCGAAGAGCUUAACCAGAAAUCGAGCAUUCUGGCAUCAAUAGACUCGGAACUUCAGAAGCUUAAGGAAAUGACUAACCAUCAGAAGAAGAGGGUCACAGAAAUGAUGUCAUCACUUCUCAAGGACUUGGCAGAAAUAGGAAUUGCAGUAGGAAGCAAUGAUAUCAAGCAACACGAGGGGAGUGGGAUGAUCGACGAGGAGUUCACAGUGGCUCGCUUGUACAUCAGCAAGAUGAAGUCGGAGGUGAAGUCAAUGGUGAAGCGCUGCAAACAGCUGGAAAGUACCCAGACGGAGAGCAACAAGAAGAUGGAUGAGAACGAGAAGGAGCUGGCUGCCUGUCAGCUGCGCAUCUCCCAGCACGAAGCCAAGAUCAAGUCUCUGACCGAGUACCUGCAAAAUGUGGAGCAGAAGAAGAGGCAGCUGGAGGAGUCCGUGGACUCGCUUAACGAGGAGCUGGUGAAGCUCAGUGCACAGGAAAAGGUCCACGCUAUGGAGAAAGAGAAUGAGAUUCAGACUGCCAAUGAAGUCAAGGAGGCUGUGGAGCAGCAGAUUCAGAGUCACCGCGAGGCUCAUCAGAAACAGAUCAGCAGCCUCCGUGACGAGCUGGACAAGAAGGAGAAGCUCAUCACUGAGCUCCAGGACCUGAACCAGAAGAUCAUGCUGGAGCAGGAGCGCCUACGGGUGGAGCACGAGAAGCUGAAGAGCAUGGACCAGGAGAAGAGCCGCAAGCUGCACGAGCUCACGGUUAUGCAGGACAGGAGAGAACAGGCCAGGCAGGAUCUCAAGGGUCUGGAGGAGACAGUGGCAAAAGAGCUUCAGACGCUGCACAAUCUGAGGAAAUUGUUUGUGCAGGAUUUGGCUACCAGAGUGAAGAAGAGUGCUGAGAUGGACUCUGAUGACACAGGUGGCAGCGCUGCUCAGAAACAGAAAAUCUCCUUUCUCGAGAACAACCUCGAACAGCUCACAAAGGUCCACAAACAGCUGGUACGUGACAAUGCAGACCUUCGCUGCGAGCUUCCGAAACUGGAAAAACGCCUUCGGGCUACAGCUGAGAGAGUUAAGGCCUUGGAGUCUGCGCUGAAGGAAGCCAAAGAGAAUGCCGCUCGCGACCGCAAGCGCUACCAGCAGGAAGUGGAUCGCAUCAAGGACGCUGUGCGCGCCAAGAACAUGGCCAGGAGGGGGCACUCGGCGCAGAUAGCCAAACCCAUUCGCCCCGGCCAGCCUCCUGUGGCCUCUCCAACGCACCCCAAUGUGAACCGCAGCGCUGGGAACUUCUACCAGAACAGCCAGACGGUAUCCAUCCGAGGAGGGGGAGGAAUGAAGCAGGACAAGAACUGCUGAAUAUUCAACAUAAUCGAAGAGGAAGAUGCAGAUAUGAUCCAGGAAACCUGUCAUUCCAUUGCAGUGAAAAUGUCCCACGAGGAUUCACAGGAUUAUUUUUCAAUAUAUAUAUCAAAUAUAUCUGGCUUGUACAGUUCUACCCUGAUAUUUUUCUCCUGUAUGAUUGUUUUCCUUACAAAACGAAACCACACGGAAAUCCUGAGUGCAAUCUAGGCAUCUUGCAAAAUAACUACAGGUGACUUUAAUGUGUAGCUCUGUUUUCUUGCACAGUUUGUUGUCCUUCAUGUCUUAAGAUUAGUCUGCACUGUGCCAAGUUGAAUGUAUGUAACAGGUUUUCAAAAAUGUAAAAGGAAAAAAAAUCCUAGCAGAAACGUCCUAGACUAAUUUGUGUACAUUUCAUUGUUUUAGGGGUUGUAAAAGUUUCUCUGAGUAGAUAUGAUAAGCUUGUUAAAAGUUUUGAACUGAACGGAUAGCGAAAACACUACUGUCCCAUUGUACAGGUUGAAUUAGCACUGUACAUGUUGUUUUGAGUAUCGGGAUGUGGGGCUGAAAAUUGGACAAAUGCUGUAAUAUAUGGAUUAUCUGAAAGGCGCACUCAUGACAUAAGCCUGUGGAAGCCAAGGCCUUGAUAAUUUUAGAGAAAGGAAACGACUCCAGCUGAACAGAAGGAAGCUGCUUAGGAAUUAACAAUAUACCAUAUUGCCAGGAUUUCAAUAAAUUAAUGUACUGUAUCAUAAAAAAUAUUAUUGCAUUGUUACUGAAUACUAUACAUAUAUACAUAAAUGCCUUUGUUAGGCGGAAAUGGAACACUUGCUUGUCCUGUCCAUGAUAUUGUCCAUUUGUGUGCUUUUCUUUUUUCAAUCUCAGCGUUGGUAUCAAUCAACAUUCUGCUGAAGGGCCGUAGAAAUGGCAUUUUUUUUUUGCUUUUUAAUACAUAGUGAUCAUGAGUUAAAAGCACUCUUUAUUUCUUCUCUGAACUGGUUUUUGAGUGAAGAGGCUGUAAUCGAUAACGGGGUGAAAUGAGUAGGACACCAUAACUGACUUGUGGACAUUGCAUGUAGAAGGUUAACUUCAUGUGUAGUCAUUUUUGGGGGGUUGCUAAUUUUGGUUUGGCAUAUUUUUGCUGGUAAUUUUAUCAAAUAUACCAUUUUCAUAGGGCUUUAAGACCAAUCAUGACUGUGUUUUUUCUGUUUUGUUUUUUUAAACGUUAUGUGCAUGUUCAGUGCCAGACUGUUGUUGUUGGUCUUGAGUAACACGUUUGUUGAAGUGUGUGACUGGCAGAUGGGGGCUUUUAACUGAUAUUGCAAACACUCCUUUGAAGACUGAGUCCGAUCUCUUCAGCCUUUCAGUCCCGUUUCCUUGAGCAUGGAUUUGUUGCUUCGGCUGCUGAUCAGCUAGUCAGUUGAGCUGAAGCUUUUAAUUGAACAAAUUGUUGCUUAUCUUUUCUGUGCUGUCCUUUUAUACAGUAAAAUUUGUUAUUUAAAGGUGUUAUGAUGAAUAGUUAGGAAAGGUUUCUUUUGUUUUAUUCUCACUUUUUAUCAUUUUUCUCCCAAAAGAAAAAUAAAGCUAUACAAGAUUUCCAUAUCCUUAUUUUAAUUUUUUAAACUUGGGAAGACAUCUCUACAUCCUGGUAGCCUUGUACACCUGAAUUCUCCCAGCUUAGUUGUAAGUGCAGUGUUGAUAAGCCUUUGUAAACCAGGACAUUGGCUUCAUUAAAAAUAGGGAAUGAACUUUGCUUUAGAAAAGGAAAUCUAAAUUAAAUAUUGAAUCUCAGCUUCUGAUUUUCUUAGUAGUGACUAUUGGGUUGAAAUAACCUGCAAUAUGAUGAGGAUUUGACAUUCAGUCUGUAGCACUUUAAAACUCUUAUUCACAUAAACCUGCACCUAGGAACUGCCUAAAACCAGGUCCUUUUAAAAAAAAAAAAGACACUUUGGUUUUAUAGAAUAAAAUCCAGUGUUAACUUACUGGAUAUUUAUGCAGUGUUACAUACAGUAUAAAGCUGUCUUUCCAUGGUUUGCCUUGAAGCUACAUUUUGGACUUUUCCGAGAACUUACUCCCAGCUCUGGUAAAAUACCUGGACAGGACAAUGCUCUGUGUACCAGAUUCUUUUCUGUUCACUGUAAGAACAGUAAAUGCAUUGUAAUGUAUCUUUCAAGUGCUUACUGUAGGCUUGUUUGCCCAGAUUGUUCAAAUCUAGAAAUUGAACACAAGUAAAAGAAAAAAAAGCAACUAAUAUUUAUUCAUGGUGAUCGACUAAAUUAUUUGCAUUAAUUUUAAAAAGAAAGCUGCUGACAUUUAUUACUGUGUAAUAGUAACUAAAUUUUUGAUAGACCGUGAAGAUUCCAUCAAUGGAGAAUGGUACUGGAUUUUUCCUAGACAGCAAGGGCACAUCUGAAGGCUCUGAAUGGAUUUUGGUGAUGCCACCAUCUACUUCUGAUUGACUGCAUGCUGUACAUGUAUGUGUGAAUAAAUAAAAAAGUACUCCAAAUUGUCUUCAAAUUCAAUGAAAUCACAGAUUUUUGAACGGGUUUGCCUGCCCUAGAUAAGACUACAUAUGCAAAGAAUAAAAUUGUUUCUACUCACCAAUGUAAAGUAAGUUAAUACCUAGAAGUGUAAUGUACCAAGCUGAAAAUGUUUUCAAUAUUACAACCUUUGUAUGAUGCAAUCUGAAAUUAACUUCUCUUGACACUAA
Molecule: messenger RNA, 5002 nt
Organism: Lepisosteus oculatus (spotted gar)
Lineage: Eukaryota; Metazoa; Chordata; Actinopteri; Semionotiformes; Lepisosteidae
Source: RefSeq, a predicted model, not a curated record